GUAUCACGAUAUCGUCACUUGUCACCUGAGCCAAUCGCAGCUGAUCACGACGUCACAUGUGCGUAUAGUUUAAUCCGUGCUUGUCAAGUAGUUUUGUAAUUGUGCAAAAUUGUCGAUAUUUUGGCUGUGAUCUGUGAUCGGCUGGUCGUAUAAAUAAACGACGAAAAAUGUAUGUUCGAUGUUAAGGAAUGAUGAUGACUCACAUGCGAGUGACGAUGCUUCCAAAUGAGGUCCUGUCGUAGACGACAGUGAAAGAGACUUCACGAAACUCUGACGAACGCAAUUCUUACCAUCCCACACAAUCCAGAGAAAAUGUACUGCCUACAGUGGCUGAUCCCGGUGCUACUGAUACCAAAACCUGUGAACCCAGCACUGCUGCAAACCCAUGUCAUGUUCAUGGCACUUUAUCUGAUUGGGUUCUUCCUGGAGCGCAAACCCUGCACCAUCUGCAGUCUUGUGUUCCUCGCUGCUGUCUUCCUCAUUUGUUACAGUGGAAUAGGCAAUUGCCUACUCUGGAGCACAAAUUGUGACACAGUAAGAUGCGACAACGGCUAAAAUCAUGCCAACUGUUUAACUCAAUAAUAUUUAGAGAAUUGUCCCCUUGUCAGUUUUUCCCAUUGCGUGCGCACAUGAGUGAAUUUUUGCCAUUCUCUUCCUCUUUCUCUCCAUACUCCAACAUAAUAAAUGAAAGUAGCUUUUCAAUCCAUAUUCUGCUAGCAUCUGUUUUGUUCAUAUUGUGAAAGCGAUGCCUUUAGUGUUUAGGUUUAGCAAAAUUAGUUUUUCAAAUUAUUAAAAAUUUUAGUCUAAUGUUCCAUAACGUCAUGUUUUAUUGAACAUUUUCAUGCUGAAUUUAUGUAGAGUUCAAAUCUCAAAAUUUUAAAUAAGCAAAAAUGUGAUACAAUGUAUUUGAUGAGAUUCAUAUAUAGUUUGAGUUUUGUCACAAUUGUUGACUGGAGUAAAGUAAAUUUCCAGAUUGUAGCGUUAUAUAGCCUUUUUUUUGUUAAUAUAUACUACAUAAUAGAUGCAAAUUUCAUAUAUUAAUUAUAAAACACUUGCUACAACAGAAUAAAACAAAAACCGAAGCUUAUACAGGCAACGGCAUAUUCUUUUAUAUUUAUCCAUAGUUUUUAGAGGCAGUUUUUAUUCCAAUCUCUUCAAUAUGAUUCUAAAUAAUGUUUUUCCAAAUAGAAUCCGAUAUUCUUCCUUAUGCGUUAUGCAUU
This is a messenger RNA of Mycetomoellerius zeteki, 1220 nucleotides long. RefSeq names its product BLCAP apoptosis inducing factor bc10 (gene bc10). The transcript is spliced from 2 exons. Lineage: Eukaryota; Metazoa; Arthropoda; Insecta; Hymenoptera; Formicidae. The coding region runs from base 313 to 555 and encodes 80 amino acids. The record is from RefSeq and is a predicted model, not a curated record.